Molecule: messenger RNA, 1536 nt
Organism: Zymoseptoria tritici IPO323
Lineage: Eukaryota; Fungi; Ascomycota; Dothideomycetes; Mycosphaerellales; Mycosphaerellaceae
Product: putative major facilitator superfamily transporter
Exons: 3
Biological process (GO): transmembrane transport
Molecular function (GO): transmembrane transporter activity
Source: RefSeq, a predicted model, not a curated record
AUUGGCCUCUUCCUCUCAUUCAUCGACUCCUCCAUAGUAUCGACUGCAAUAUUCACCAUUGGCACUGAAUUCAACGCAGCCACGAGAGUCUUCUGGGUCGCUUCGGCGUACACAUUGGCCAACGUUGCAUUCGCGCUCCCCUUUACCGCAGUAGCUGAUGUCAUUGGACGGUUCCGGGCAUAUCUUCUCGCAUCGGUCGUGUACCUGGUGUUCUCGAUCGCUUGCGGGUUCGCGCAGACGCUGAAUCAACUCGUUGCGUUCCGUGCUCUGCAGGGCUUGGGUGGGUCUGGUCUUUACGCUCUCGGGCAAGUCAUCUGGCCAGAGAUGAUGACAAUCAGCCAGAGACGAUGGUUGGGCGCGGCUAUUGGUGGGAUUCUCGCCAUAGCGGGAGCGGUAGGGCCUCUGCUGGGAGGAGCCAUUACCAGCGGUGCAACUUGGCGAUGGAUCUUCUGGUUCAAAACUCCAGUCGCUGCUGUCGCGCUGAUGCUAUUCCUCGUAUCAUGGCCGAGACAGGCUCGUCACCACGUACGUCGAGCCAUACGGACUCUUGACUGGGUGGGCUGUCUACUGCUCAUUGGAGCAAGUACACUGCCAACGCUUGCCUUUCAAGAAGCAGGAAGAAAGCCCAUCUCGCAUGAGGCGCUAUUCCUGGCACCGCUAAUCAUCGGUAUCUGCUUGUGGAUAGUGCUCGUCGGCUGGGAAAUUUACAUCGCCAAAUCGGAGCGAUGCAGCUGGAAGACGGUCCCGAUAUUCCCGCCAGACCUGAUGAGAACCCGCCGAUAUACUGCGGCAGCGAUCAAUACCUUGUUCACAGGGUUCGCCUACUACAUAGUCGUGUACGCGAUACCAUUGCGCCUCCAGGGCGUCAAUGGAAGAACCCCGGUACAAGCCGGCAUCGCUCUAGUCCCGUUGCUAGGCGCUGCAGCAGUCGGUAGCUUCUCGACGGGAGGGUUGUCGUUCAAGAAAGACAUGCUAGGCUGGACCUCAAUUGCUGGAUCUGCACUGAUGGCAAUUGGUACUGGCUUGCUGACGACUUUGGAGGUCCAUGAUACUCGUGCUAUACCAAAAAGUCUGUACGGCUUUGAGGUGUUUGCCGGUCUUGGUUUCGGACUUGCAGUGGCCUCAGCCAGCAUGCUUGCCAACUUCGAAUGCGAGCUUGAGCAUCACGCUGUUGCGCAGGGCAUCGUCUCGCAGGCCCGUGUCUUGGGUGGUUCACUGGGUAUUGCUGCAGCUUCGGCCAUUCUCGGCCGCGAACUCCGCAUACAGGCCAGCAUCGCAGUCAGAGAAAGCAAAGAUGCUUCAUUGUCCGGGACGGCCAGUGACGAGCUGAGCAAAAGCGUUCAGAUUGCGUACUCCGACGCUUUUUCCACCACAUUACUGGUGGCAUGUGUUGUGUGUUGCGUCGCAUUUUUCUCAGCGCUUGGUACGUGGGACCGCCACAAGCAGGGCCUGCGAGAACGAAACGCCGCGCAGGAACAGCGAGAAAGCGAUCGCAUUGAGCGUCUCACCGCGCCCACUCGCGUUGGACCUGGAUGA